Molecule: messenger RNA, 3917 nt
Organism: Athalia rosae (coleseed sawfly)
Lineage: Eukaryota; Metazoa; Arthropoda; Insecta; Hymenoptera; Athaliidae
Gene: Scm
Product: polycomb protein Scm
Exons: 9
Coding region: 674-2800 (708 amino acids)
Biological process (GO): regulation of DNA-templated transcription
Cellular component (GO): nucleus
Molecular function (GO): protein binding; zinc ion binding
Source: RefSeq, a predicted model, not a curated record
CCAGAUCUGCAUGAGAAGGUAAUAUAGUUGUAAAUAUAGUUUGCUUCUAAACAAUUUCAUGUAACGAUGUUUGAAAAACUAUCGGUAAUAUCGUUCGAUCACUGAGGAGCCGAUCGAGAAUGUUGGAACAAGCUAUGCGAAUUCGUGUGAUUAAAUAAUUUGACGAUAGUAUUUAUUUCUAUCAAUACCGGACGUGUUGCCAUAUUUGCGCGAUCAGCAAGUGGCGAUUAUAUACCGCCACAGUGCCGCGGUAGAUCGCAAAAAGAAAUUCUAUCUCUUGAGCCCGCGUCUUCUGCGCAUUUCUUAUCUCCUUCUGACUACUCGGACAGUCAGCGUGAUGUCUUGCUUUCUUCGAUGGUUCCUAUGCAAGUUCCAGGAGACACCGCGCGGUGAAAUAAAAGCAAUAUGGCGGAGUUGACAGAAAAUCUGUGUUUGUGGGUGUAUUAUUUUAAAUGAAAGCUAAGUGCCGGAUUAUUAAGCCGAACCUGAUUUUUAACAGAUAUUUAUGCGGAUCAGACAUUAUUGCUGGCUAAAUAUUCUGUGCAAACCGGAUUGAGGUGUCAACCGUACAUAAAACUAUUAUAUGCGGUAAAUGCGACCUUCAUAGGUUGCAUUAUUUAUUCAUGGUGGUUACCAUCAUCUGUGGCUCAACUUGUUAGCCAAAUUUCAAAGGAUGUCUUCUAACCAAGGAAAGAUGCGAGGCCCAGGUCGACCGCCAAAGCAAAAGAGUUCUUGUACGUGGUGCGGGGAAACAAAGCAACCUCUGAAAUAUGUCCUCCCAACGCAACAUGGGAAGAAAGAAUUCUGCUCAGAAACCUGCUUGUCCGAGUGCCGAAAGGCUUACAUCCGAGGUGCCUGCGUACAAUGUGAUAAUGUAAUCAGAGGGACUCCUGUUAGGCUGGAACAGCGGGAUACUCCUGCCAAAGAUUUCUGCUCCUCUUUUUGUCUUAAUAAACAUCAGAAAAAAGAAGCAGAUUCUAGAAAAAACAAUGGAGAGCAACCGUCACCUGCAGCUUCUCCGGCACCAUCUGGUUUGCCAAGUGGAAGCAGCACCCCUACAACGACACAAUCGUAUACCAGCACAAACAGUCAGCCGAUAGUAUCUCAACCUCCCUCAACUUCAGCUGGCCCUUUUCAAUACGAAAUGUAUCAGACGUUUGAUUGGGAUCUAUAUCUCAAAGAAACCAAUAGCGUUGCCGCACCCAUUGAGUGCUUUAAGCAGCACGAAAUUCCACCGACAAAUGAAUUUAAAAUGGGAAUGAAACUUGAAGCACUAGACCCUCGUAACUUGACAUCAACUUGUAUUGCAACAGUAGUGGGAGUACUGGGUCCAAGAUUAAGAUUACGUCUAGAUGGUUCAGACAACAAAAAUGAUUUUUGGCGGUUGGUAGAUAGUAAUGAAAUCAACCCUAUUGGUCAUUGCGAGAAAUCAGGUGGAAUGCUUCAACCACCGUUGGGUUUUCGCAUGAACGCAUCCAGUUGGCCGAUGUUUCUUCUGAAAACACUAAAUGGUGCAGAAAUGGCUCCUGCUAAAGUUUUUAAAAAAGACCCAAAAACACCACGCUGCAAUCUCUUCCAAGUAGGACACAAGCUGGAGGCCAUUGAUAAAAAGAAUCCUCAACUCAUAUGUUCGGCAACGGUUGGAGCUGUUAAAGAUGAUCUUUUUCACAUUACAUUUGAUGGUUGGAGGGGUGCUUUUGACUAUUGGUGUCGUUAUGAUUCAAGAGACAUAUUUCCUGCCGGCUGGUGUUUCAAAAGUGGACAUCCCUUACAACCUCCUAGACAGAAUUCAGGACAAAAUAGAUUCAAGUCGAGAACAAGUAAUGUUAUGCCAGUUGUUGCUGUAUCGGGUACAGGAGCUGGAGGUGAACCCGCAGUAGCUUUAGUUAGCCCUGCUGGGUCAAGCGCGCCCCCUCAAACAGCUACAGAGCCAGAUACCAGCACUUCAAAUACCAAAACUCGUCAAUUCGAGAAUGUUAUGAUGUGUGUAAACCACAAUUGUUCGUGUGGCCCUUAUUUUGAUCCUCGAAAGGUCAAAGCCAUGCCAGCGCAGUUUGGCUCAGGGCCGAUGCUUAGUGUGACAAGAGACAUUUUCCAAGCUUUGUUAAUGGCUGCAAUUAGUCCGCGACAAAUGCUAAGUUUGUUAAAACGAGGUGAGGGAGAGUGCAUUAAUCUAACUCUUGAGAGCAAACCGACCUCUGUGAGGUUACCAGUGUUCUUAGAAGAAGAAGAUUUCUAUACUUACAUCAGGCGACAACUCGAGGACUUAUGCGCCUGCGAACAUAUGCUGUUCAGGCGAAAAGAACAGUGUACCAAAUGUCCUAUCCAACAACCGCCGUUAAGUAAAAGGGAGGAAUCUAACGGUACUGCUGAAAAAAGGAGGUGGUCUUCUGACAGCCAGCAAAAUCCUACAACUACUGCGUCUCCCCUGCAAUCCAGUCCUGGCCCCAUUGCCACAAAUAUACCAACAUCUCCCACGACAGCCAAGCAACCAAGAAAGCCUGUUCUUGAAUUAGAAGCAGCUACAUCUACGACACAAUCCGAGAGCCCAGCUAGUAGGAUAUCCACCACUGAGCCUGCAGAGUGGACCAUAGAAGAUGUGAUCCUGUACAUAGCUGCUAUAGAUCCUGCAUUGGGUCAGCAUGCAGAUCUCUUCAGAAAGCACGAAAUUGACGGAAAGGCACUGUUGCUUCUGAAUUCGGACAUGAUGAUGAAAUACAUGGGUUUGAAGUUGGGCCCAGCUUUGAAAAUUUGUAAUCUUGUAAAUCGCAUAAAAGGUCGAAGACAUCUGAUGCUGUGACCUGAUCAAACACGUACAGACAAAUAAGGUUGAAAUAACAUUUUACAUUUGAGUCUAAUAAUCAACUCUUCAUUUACUACCUAUUUCAACAUUCUAUUCAUAAAAACAAUGCAUAGAUCUUAUGGAACAAAAAGAAAAAUUCUCUUGAAAGUUAUUUAACACAUUGUAGAUGUGACUGUUUUAUUUACUUCUGAAAUAAGUAUUAGUCUGGAUGAGUUCAACAUCGCAUUUCAGAAAUAUCAAAAUUUUCCUGGAGAAAAUACCAAAUUAGAUAAAUUCAAACAUAACGUAUUGUAUGUACAGUUAAAUUUAUCGUUUAUUAGAUACAUUUUUUUUAUAUGUAAAAAUAAUAUCAUAAUUGGUCAGUAAAAAAUACAGUCCAAAGUCUGGUAUCAAGAUGCACAGAUGUCCAUCUCGAAAGUUAUAAGAAUGUGACAUAGAAUCAUUCGUUUAUACGCUCAUAUAAGUUGAUGAACAGUAGUAAGAAUAAUUAGGAUCACAAAUUUCUUAACUUUCUACUUUGCACUAUAUGUGUACAUAAGCUGAAAACACUGCAUUUAUUAUUAUAAGGAUAAAAAUUAGACGCAGGGUUGUUCUAACGAAAUCUCAUAAUCUCCAUCCUUUCCUUUGUAACAAUGAAGAUACAGUUAGACUGUAAUCACAAGUGUGAUUAUUCAUUGGUGGUGAACCCUACGAAGAAAUAUCAUGACGUAUGUAUUCUACAUACAAUUAAAAUAUGCCAAGAACUUAGUUCAGUUGCACAAAAAAACCGAAUUGAGUUCAUUUUUACAAGCAUAAUGUCAAAUUUUGGCUCAGCAGGUAUUGAAGAAAAUAUAUACUUCUUUUAUGUAUCAGUUAUGAAAGCGUAAGUAGAGUGUAACUUUUAAUAGUUCAAAUUUAAGAAAUAUGUGGUUUAAUAUUAGUAUAGUUCUCUUACUAGAUAUGGUAAGCUUAGGGUUGAUAUUGACUUGAAUGUAUCGCACUAUAUCUUUUGAUUUGAUUGAACGUGGUUAAAGAACUAAAGAUGUUGUGCAUUGAGCACUUUGUUAAAAUAUCCUAAUCAAAAUGUAAAAACAUGCUGUAAAAAUGUGAAUAGACGAAACUGAUAUCGCAAAUA